AUGUAUGAGGACUCUCAAAAAACAAUACCUCACCCAAGAAACAAGUUCCAGAGAUUCGUCUUUGACUUGGUUACAAGUCAAGCUUUUAAUAUCAUCAUUAUGGUUCUUAUCUGUUUCCAAGCAAUAACCCUUAUGAUUCAAAGUGAUGAACAGAGUAGCCAAAUGGAUUCCGCUGUCAUCUGGCUUCAGCUACUUUUUGUUAUUCUAUACACUGGAGAAUGUGUGCUGAAGCUCAUUGCUUUCCGUUGUAACUAUUUCACCAGUGGAUGGAACAUUUUAGAUUUUAUAGUGGUCAUUUUCUCUAUUACAGGACUACUUCUGCCUCUGCUAGGAGAAUACUACUUUAUACCUCCUUCUGUCCUGCAACUGAUAGUUCUCUCCCGGAUCGUCCACAUCCUGCGUCCUGGGAGAGGACCAAACGUGUUCCAUGAGCUGCUGCUCCCUCUGGUGCUCUUCUUCCCCACACUGCUGAACAUCAGCCUCCUCAUCUUCCUGGUCAUGUUCAUCUACGCCAUCUUCGGAAUGUACAAUUUUGCCUAUGUUAAAAAGGAAGCUGGGAUUAACGAUGUGUCCAACUUUGAAACCUUUGGCAGCAGUAUGCUCUGUCUUUUCCAAGUUACAAUAUUUGCUGGUUGGGAUGGGAUGCUCAAUGCAAUUUUUAACAGUAAAUGGUCUGACUGUGAUCCCGAUAAAAUUAACCCUGGGACCCAAGUGAGAGGAGAUUGUGGUAAUCCCAUUGUCGGAAUUAUUUAUUUUGUCAGCUACAUCCUCCUAGCAUGGCUGAUCAUUGUCAACAUGUACAUUGCUUUUAUUAUGGAGUUUGUAAAUAUUGGCUCUAAAAAAAGAGCCAAGACCUUGAGUGAAGAUGAUUUUAGGAAAUUCUUUCAGGUAUGGAAGAGGUUUGACCCUGAGGGGACCCAGUACAUAGAUUCUAGCAAGCUCUCAGAUUUUGCAGCUGCUCUGGAUGCUCCUCUUUUCAUGGCAAAACCAAACAAGGGCCAGCUAGUGGCCAUGGAUCUUCCAAUGGCUGUGGGGGACAGAAUUCAUUGCCUGGACAUCUUACUUGCUUUUACAAAGAGAGUUGUUGGUAAAGAUGUGAGGAUGGAGAAACUUCUUUCAGAGAUGGAAUCGGGGUUUAUUUUAGCUAACCCUUUUAAGAUCACAUAUGAGCCCAUUACAACUACCCUGAAACGAAAACAAGAGGCUGUCUCGGCAACCAUCAUCCAGCGUGCUUAUAAAAGUUACCGUUUGAGGCAGAGUGACAAAAAAACAUCAGAUAUCCAUAUGAUAGAUGAUGACAGGGAAGCUCAAGCAACCAAAGAAGAUGCCUAA
Molecule: messenger RNA, 1332 nt
Organism: Pipistrellus nathusii (Nathusius's pipistrelle)
Lineage: Eukaryota; Metazoa; Chordata; Mammalia; Chiroptera; Vespertilionidae
Source: the annotation of a GenBank genome assembly